AUGCCUGAAAUCAUGGAAAAUGUUUCUACUUUUAAAUUCUUUAUUCUUUCUGGGCUGCAGGACUCAGGAGUUUACAAGCCUCUGUACUUCUUGUUGGCGUUUGUCCUUUACAUCCUCAUUAUUAUAGUCAACUUAACUUUGAUCUUUAUUGUGACAGUGGAUAAAAGCCUCCAUGAGCCCAUGUACAUUUUCAUCUGUAAUCUGUGUGCAAAUGGACUUUACGGGACUGUUGGUUUUUAUCCCAAAUUUUUGCUGGACUUGCAAUCUGAUAUUCACAUGAUAAGCUACAGUUGGUGCCUGCUUCAAACAUAUGUGAUUUAUAGCUCUGCACUGUGUGAAAUGUCAGUUUUAACAGUGAUGUCUUAUGAUCGCUAUGUGGCAAUUUGCAGACCACUGCAAUACCACAGCAUUUUGACUCCACGUGCCGUGUCAAAGUUGCUUGUAUUAGCCUGGUCCUUCCCUCUUUUGUCGUCAGCAAUAGUUUUUCUCCUUACUUCUAGAAUACCCAUUUGUAGAUCUUACAUCCAUAAACUAUUCUGUGACAAUCCUUCAAUACUAAUGCUGGGAUGUUAUCAAGCAAUAGCCAACCAGGCAUGGAGCAUGGUGGUUAUUACAGUAUAUCUUAUACAGUUUGUCUUAACUUUAGUUUCUUAUGCUCAUAUUGUCAAAGUUUGUACAUCAUCCAGUGAGGGUAGAAAAAAAUUCAGUAAAACUUGUGUUCCGCAUAUAGUGGUUAUGGUCAUAUAUAUUGUGACUGCAUUGUUUGAUGUAUUUUACAGCUGGGAUGGUUCACUAAAUCUUCCAAUUGGUGUACGUAAUGCAUUGGCUAUACAAUUUCUGAUUUUUCCCCCACUAUUAAACCCAUUAAUUUAUGGCCUCCAACUUCCACGGAUUCGAAAAGUACUAUGUAGACAAAGUUGUAGACAUAAAGUGUGUUAUCUUAGAAAUAAUGCAUGAUUGUUGUUUGAACCAUGUCCUAGUUUGAUUAUUCUGGUCUUAAAUGAAAUGAAAUAAGAACGGCUUAAUUAGUUGAGGGGACACUGUG
Molecule: messenger RNA, 1045 nt
Organism: Alosa sapidissima (American shad)
Lineage: Eukaryota; Metazoa; Chordata; Actinopteri; Clupeiformes; Clupeidae
Product: olfactory receptor 6N1-like
Exons: 1
Coding region: 1-957 (318 amino acids)
Biological process (GO): G protein-coupled receptor signaling pathway
Cellular component (GO): membrane
Molecular function (GO): olfactory receptor activity; G protein-coupled receptor activity
Source: RefSeq, a predicted model, not a curated record